Rhagoletis zephyria (snowberry fruit fly) is the source of this 811-nucleotide messenger RNA. RefSeq names its product putative ATP-binding protein BRA1187/BS1330_II1178. The record is from RefSeq and is a predicted model, not a curated record. Gene Ontology annotation, molecular function: ATP hydrolysis activity; ATP binding. Lineage: Eukaryota; Metazoa; Arthropoda; Insecta; Diptera; Tephritidae.
AUGAGUUCGAAUCCUGACCCUAUUCUGUCUUCUGAACGGCAGGAACGAGCGCUAGAAAUUCAAACGCUGAGCUUUAGUGUUCAGCAGGGCAAACAACCUGUGCAACAGAUCCUCAAAGAUUUGACAUUGCACGUAAAUGACAAAGAGUUCGUCAGCAUUAUCGGGCCGAGUGGCUGCGGCAAAAGCACAUUGCUGAAUUUUAUUGCCGGUUUGCAAGAGGUGCAAUCCGGCUCAAUUACCCUUGCCGACAAUCAACACGGCGUGGGGCGAAGCCUCGGUUACAUGUUCCAGCAGCAUGCGCUUUUGCCCUGGCUCACGGUGCAACAAAACGUGGCGCUUGGAUUGGACAUCGCUGGAGUUGCACAGUCGGAGCAGCAGCAGCGCACCAGCAAAAUGAUCGCUGAAAUGGGUUUGGCGGGUUAUGAAAACCAUUUUCCUUCACAGCUUUCAGGCGGCAUGUGUCAACGCGUCUCACUGGCUCGUACGCUGGUGACCAAUCCCGAGCUGAUCUUGAUGGAUGAGCCUUUCGGCGCCUUAGAUGCGCAGACGCGGAUGUUUAUUCAGCAAAUGUUUAACGCCUAUUGGGAAGACCACAAAAAAACUGUGCUUUUUGUGACCCACGAUUUGGCUGAAGCCAUUUAUUUGUCAGAUCGCAUUGUAGUGAUGGGAGCACGCCCUGGUCGGGUGGUGGCUGAGUACGAAGUAAAUAUUCCACGGCCACGAGACUUUGACUCAAUGCGUACGUCGCCAGCAUUCAACGCCUUACACAAUGCAUUAUGGCAAGAAAUUAAAACUUACACGCGGUUGGGAG